AUGGCUGAUAGGUUAGAGACGGUGGCUUAUGGUAUGGCAUGGCCUAGCAUGUCAACGAUGAUAGAUUCUAGCCCAAUAUCCGAGGGUUGUGUCAAGGUGGAAGUGGAUGAUAUUGUUGAUAAACAUAAGAAGUCGGAAGUUUAUUCAGUCACCAAAACAAGUGAAAUUAAAUUGGUUGAAGAUUUGGUUCUUCGAUAUGUUCAAUGGCCAAGAUAUGCAAUAAAGCUUAAGAAUGAAGGAAGACAAAGCAUGUCACCUAACGCCCCCAUUGUGAACUCGAGGCGUGGGUCACAGAGUCAUAGAGGCGCCUCACCAUUGGUAGCCGACUCAAUAAUACAUGAUGAUGACACCAGAAUGACUCCAGCUUAUCAUCCAUGCUUACAAAUGAUUGGCGAAGACAAUCACCAACUUCCAAGUCAACUUCAAAUCGAAGAUCAAGAUCUUUUUAAAGAUGGUUUUGUAAAUAUGUUGCAGCAACAAACUGUUACAAAUGCUCCCAUACAGGUAUCCGAACCUGUAAGGGUACCCGAACCUGUACCCGAAACUGUACCCGAACCUGUACCAGCACCCAAACCUGUAUCCGUACCCAAACCCAAAAAAGUACGCAAAUCCAAACUUGUACCCAAACCCGUAUCGGUACCCGUACCUAAACCCGUACUCGCAACUGUACCCAAACCCAAACUCGAACCACAUAUAAAACUCAUAACCGGUUCUCAAGGCGAAACAUGGGAGGAUCCUAAGUUGAAUUCGAUCAAGCAGAAUUUACGAAACAAAACCGGUCUCAUUCGAGACGUAGUUGAUAAAUUAGACAAACUCUUUAAGCACCGCACUCACAUUCGUACUUCUUCACCGCAAGGGAUGUAUCCCAUAUCGGUUCAAUAUCUAAUCCCAUAUUCGGAAUUGUUAAACUUAUUUCUAAGGCGGUGGCUUGAUAUUAGCGUAAUAUAUUCGUUUUCCAUGUAUUUUUUUCUGUCUCCCAAUUCCCGGUGUGCAUUUUUUGAUCCGUACAAAAUUUGUGGUGCAAAAUGCGAAAGUGAUCCGGAUGAUGUGAUAAAACACAUCAAAGAGGUAUACGAGCAUCAUGAAGACAAAAGAUAUUUUCUUGCACCUUAUCAUGACAACGAUCACUGGAAGCUUUUAAUAUUUGAACCAACCACUUCAAGCGCAUUCAUUGUUGAUUCAAUAAAAAAGGGAAAGUCGGAGGAAAGUUACCUCAUUUCAAAGCUAAUUCCCAGUGGUUUCGAGAGAACUUUUACAUGGACAGUUAUCAAUUGCUACCAACAACCGGGCUCAUGGGAAUGCGGUUAUAUGUUGAUAAAACACAUGUGGGAGUUUGUUGAGACAAUUCAACAUGACUUUAUUAAUCGUAAAUGGAAUACACAAGAGAAGACUUCGGGUGAGGAAAUUGAAUCUAUGGUCGUAGACUUGAUGGAGCGUUGGAUUAAGGAGGUGUUUGGGAUUCGGACAUGAACUCCGUAAAGGUGUCUCAAGUGUUCAGGUUGCAAAUGAAUUAGGGAGAGGAAAUGCCAAAGCAGCCAAAUUCUCAAUUAAAGUCUUCUUGGGGACUCUUAUUGCAGUUGGAUUGUUUUUCUUUGUUCUCUGGUUGGUUUGAUUUUUGGAAGAAAACUUGCCUACGCGUUCACCACUGAUGAAAGAGUUGCAGAUAUAGUAUCAGACC
This is a messenger RNA of Helianthus annuus (common sunflower), 1678 nucleotides long. RefSeq lists its product as uncharacterized. Bases 1 to 1470 code for a protein of 489 amino acids. Gene Ontology annotation, molecular function: cysteine-type peptidase activity. The record is from RefSeq and is a predicted model, not a curated record. NCBI's taxonomy places the organism in Eukaryota, Viridiplantae, Streptophyta, Magnoliopsida, Asterales, Asteraceae. The transcript has 9 exons. Gene Ontology annotation, biological process: proteolysis.